Molecule: messenger RNA, 1858 nt
Organism: Amphibalanus amphitrite
Lineage: Eukaryota; Metazoa; Arthropoda; Thecostraca; Balanomorpha; Balanidae
Product: arylsulfatase B-like
Exons: 1
Coding region: 42-1667 (541 amino acids)
Source: RefSeq, a predicted model, not a curated record
GACAGUGGCGGCUGCGUGCCGCGCGGCCCCGUCGCGUAGACAUGGCUCUGGCCGCCGUGCUUUUGGCCGCUCUGCUGACCGUCGCCAGUGCCGCGCAGCCGCCGCACAUCAUCCUGAUCGUGGCCGACGACCUGGGCUUUGACGACACCAGUCUGCGCGGCUCCGACCAGAUCCCCACACCGAACCUGGAUGCGCUGGCGUUCAGCGGCGCCGCGCUGGGCCGAUACUACGUGCACGCGCUGUGCACGCCGUCCCGAGCGGCGCUGCUGACGGGCCGCCUGCCGACGCACACCGGCCUCCAGACGGACGUCAUCUACGCGUCCGAGCCGUACGGGCUCGGACUGAACGAGACGCUACUGCCGCAGCUGCUGGAGCCGCUCGGAUACAGCUGCCACGCCGUGGGAAAGUGGCACCUGGGCUUCUACAGGCGGGCGUACACGCCGUCCCAGCGAGGCUUCAAAUCCCACCUGGGCUCCUGGGCCGGCCAUGGAGACUACUACGAUCACACUGCCAAGGAGGGUGAGUACUGGGGGUUGGACCUGCACAGUGACCUGGAGCCGGUCGGCGACCAACUGGGCCGCUACUCGACCGACAUCUUCACAGAGGAGGCUGAGCGGCUGAUCAGCGCCCACAACGCCUCCCGGCCGCUGUUCCUGUAUCUCGCCCACCAGGCGGUACACGCCGGGAACUCGUACGCGCCGCUGCAGCCCGGCCCGGCGAUCGGCGCUGACCAGUUCCCCUGGAUCACAGACCCCCAGCGGCGGGCGUUUGCUGCCGUGACGGCGGCGCUGGACGCCGCGGUGGGCCGGGUGGUGGCCGCGCUGGCCCGGGCCGACCUCCUCUCUAACUCGCUGAUUGUGGUGACUACCGACAACGGCGGCGCGGUGGACGGUGUGGACGGUAACGCCGCCUCCAACUGGCCCCUGCGCGGCGGUAAGUACACGCUCUGGGAGGGCGGCGUGCGCGGCUCGGCGCUGGUCUGGAGCCCCCGGCUGCCGCGCUGGAGCCGCCCCGUCCAGCGCACCGUUCACAUCACCGACUGGCUGCCCACACUACUGGAGGCUGCAGGAGGGGCGCCGGACCGCCUCCCCGCCCUGGACGGCGUCAGCCAGUGGGGCGUGCUCACCGGCGCCGCGCCCGACCAGGACACCGACAGGACCAUCCUACACAACAUCGACCCCAGCAACAACUACUCCGCUCUGAUGGUGGACGCGCGGUACAAACUGGUGCAGGGGGAACCGUUCCCGUACAACGGCUGGUACUCGGCCGGCGCACGGAACAGCUCCGGUCUCGAUCUGUUCGCUCUGUUGUCUGAGAGCCCCGCCGGGCAGGCGGUGAGCCAGCUCGGCCGUCCCGUCGACCGGGCGGUGGCCGACUCCCUGCGCCGGCAGCUGGCGGUAAAGUGUGACACGGAGCGGCCAGCCGCGGCCCACUGCGGGAACGGCUGCGUGUUUGACGUGGUCGCCGACCCGUGCGAGACGACAGACCUCUCCGACACACAGCCCCUGCUGCGGCGCCAGCUGGAGGAGCGGCUCGACCAGCUGCGAGCCUCCAUGGUGCCCUCUCGGAAGGUGCCGGCUGACCCGCGGGCCGACCCGAAGCUCUGGAACUACACCUGGACGUACUGGGCUGACCUGCUGCCGGACGACUCCCCCCAGCCGCCCUGAGCCUGCGCCCCGGAGGGUCCACUGCUCUGACCGUGCUUGGCAGGCAGCCAGGUCACCAGAUGCGGUAUCCGAACUGCAGGGCCGGACGCCUCAAUAACUGCAUCCAUAAAAGCGUUUUGUGAUACCUUUUAUGCGUAUCUAUCACGCAAAUGUAUCGUUCGUGAUCUCGGGAUUAAAAAAAACUGCAGCUA